AGUCGUAUUGGGUACCACCCCGAUCACGUCACGAUACCCGGAAGUCAGGCGUUUUGGGAUGUGAAGAAAAUGCUGGGGGAUCUGUUAAUAUUUGGGACGCUGCUGGUGAACGCAGGGGCAGUGCUGAAUUUCAAACUAAAAAGGAAGGAGGCUCAUGGGUUUGGAGAUGAGUCUGGAGCUCCGACAACAGGUGACAACAUCAGAGAGUUCCUUCUCAGCCUGCGAUACUUCAGGAUCUUUAUCGCUUUCUGGAACAUCUUCAUGAUGUUUUGCAUGAUCGUACUCUUUGGAUCAUGAUCAGCGUUUUCCGAGAAAGAUGUUUCAAACAUCUUCGUAACUGGACA
Cyprinodon variegatus (sheepshead minnow) is the source of this 344-nucleotide messenger RNA. RefSeq names its product small integral membrane protein 7 (gene smim7). The record is from RefSeq and is a predicted model, not a curated record. Lineage: Eukaryota; Metazoa; Chordata; Actinopteri; Cyprinodontiformes; Cyprinodontidae. The transcript is spliced from 5 exons. The coding region runs from base 70 to 297 and encodes 75 amino acids.